Messenger RNA from Myotis davidii, 2614 nucleotides. RefSeq names its product spermatogenesis associated 3 (gene SPATA3). The coding region runs from base 1 to 561 and encodes 186 amino acids. NCBI's taxonomy places the organism in Eukaryota, Metazoa, Chordata, Mammalia, Chiroptera, Vespertilionidae. The record is from RefSeq and is a predicted model, not a curated record. The transcript has 6 exons.
AUGAAGAAGGGCAAAAAGAAGAAGCCAGAGUCCAAACGCCGUGGCUCCAACUCACGGCGCUGUAGCUCUGAUUCCACCUCACGGCAGCCCAGCCCCACCCCCCAGCAGCCCUGCCCAGAGUCCACCCCCCAGCAGCCCAUCUCGGGGUCCACCCCACAGCAGCCCAGCGCGGGCUCCGUUGCACAGAGGCCUGUGAUCUGGGCCCUCCCAGCUCCCCAAACCAGCCAGUCAGCUCAGGGCCUGCUGACUCCGAACACUGGCACAAAAACAUCCCAUGGAUCCAAGAAAGCAGGGCCUCCGACUCGCCCCUUCUGUUCCUGUACCACUUGCCCCGGCAGCUCUGCUUGCUGGCGUCGUCUGGGCCUGUGCCACAGCCGCAUCUCCGAUGUCCUUCUGCCUCGGGCCUGGCUGACCGUGUCAGGGAGAGGAUUCCCAAACCUCCUCACCUUCUACAGAGGACCUGCAAGGAAGCACACCAGUCAUCGUAAUUCCCGUGCUCCAGGCUCUCGGGACUGCGGCUGUGGCUCUGGGUGCCCUAGCAACUGCCUACUACGUCAUUGAACUCCUGUGAACAAACCCCAGGCUCACGGUCCAGCAGAUCCAGUUUCCAUCAGGGAUCUCUCUUGUCACCAAAAUAGAACAAUAAAAAAAAAAAAUUCUGUUCUUGACUGUGUUCUACCCAAGACACAACAGGUGGACUUGGUAGGGAGACGAGCCAGAAGAACCUGGAAGAGUAGAGAGAAAUUUCUUCCUCUCCCAUAGCUGCCCUGCCCCUUCCCACAAGACCACUCCUUGGGGCAAGAAGAGGCUGCAGAGCACGGAACAGUGGCCCUUGGUAUUGGGAAUCAGGACGCAUGUUUAUCUCAUGCUAACCAGCUCCCAGGAAACCUGCAGGGGAGACUCCACACACCCAUCCGAGAAUCCUCCCUGGCUCUUGGCAAACGGGCCUUCCCCCACCCCCCACCCGCAGCUGCCGGGGAAUGCAAUGUGCCUCCUUUCUCUUACUUCUCCUGUACUGUUCACAUGGAGCAGGGAACACAGAAAGACUUCAUUCACAGGCUCCAUCGCUUGGCCCUCUACUGAAAGCUUUCUGAAAAUGCAAAUUCCUCAGACUGGAUUCUUUUCAAACGCUUUCAACUUCCGUAUUCCCACUGAAAGCAGUUAAGCAGAUCAAGACUUCCCUGGCUAGAGGCUCCUUAAAGAUCAUAUUUACAUUUAAAGGAGAAACUGAACUGGCCAGAAAGCAGGUUUUCAGGCUGUGAAGUCAGGCUUGAUGACUGCAAGGUGGGAACAGUUUCUAGGGCGUCACGCCAUUGGGAGUGUGCCCGUGUGAAACCCCCAUUUUGCUGCCUGUGCCCCACCCCCACCUCGGCCUCACUCCCUUCAGUCUUCUUCAGUGCGGCCCUGCGCUGGUGCUGACAUCAGUCCUGGACGACUGGGCGCUCAAUAAGACAGGGCUGUUACCCAUCAGACACUCAACCCAGUGACCUGCACAAGUCUCUACAUGAGCCAACUCUCCCCUCCCGGAGGCCCUGGGUCUGCCUGUGCCCUUCACCUGACAGGACCAGGAGAUUCUAGUCUCCGUCCCUCUCCAGAAAAACAGACUCCCAUCAGGAUGACUUGUGUCCAUAAGCAUUGGGCAUUUUAAGCCUUGUAUUUCUGCCCCCACACACCUCUUCCCACUCCUCCCCUAGCCCCAACUUGGCAUUUCAAAGAGUAGGUUCCUUCUGCCUUGCUUCUGGCUCCACUUCUAGCCAGGUUUCCUGGAGUGCCUCUCCUUCUCCAGAGGCCCUCCCUGGAGGAGGGGUACCCUCUCCUCCCUCCUCCCUCAGGCGCCAGAUAAGAUUCAAACUGAGAUCACUGAAAAUGACAGGAUUCCUUCUCUCCUCUCACUACCUUUUACACCCCCAAGAUUACUUGGUUAAAAUGGACAUUUUCCCUCCCUUGAUUACAUAGGGUUUCAUAACAUAUAAUUGAUACUUGCUCUUUUCACUUCUCAAUGAAAUCUUUCCAUGCAAUAUCUCAUUUUUAAUAGCUGCAUGGUGUCCCAUCGUCUGUUUCACAAUCAAAGAGACAGUGGGGCUCACCAUAGGGCUGACUCAUUGUACUAAGACUAUUGGCUGCGAUAUUAGGCAGACUCAUUUCCAGGGAAGAGCUCCAUAUGGCUUGGACAAUAUGGGAAACAAUGGCCCGUGGCCUGUGAAGUCUACAGCUAGAAUAGGCUUUAGGGUGGGCUUGCUCCAAAGAUCUCAUUUCUUUCUUUCUCCCCACUCUGCCUUCCAUAGUCAGUGUCAGACUGAGACUGACUCUCCUUGUGAUUGUAAGAGAGAAUGCCACUCCAAAAUCAGCCACUUUGGCAUAAGGAUUAUUUUGAUCUAAAAACAACUAAAACACAAAAAGAUUACCCAAGAACAGCUGAAGUCAUUAAACUAGCAGAAAGAUUAUGAGUGACUUGGGGCCAUUUUCCUACAUUGGUGCAUCUGAGGACGAUGUAGGAGCAUCUUGAAGUCAUAAGACUAGUGCAUGCUCUAGAUGUGUAAGGUUGUGCACAAGAAUGCUUUUUAUAAUUGCAUGAAAGUUCACAACAUUAGGGCACUGGCUAAAAUAAAGUAUG